Molecule: messenger RNA, 2674 nt
Organism: Stomoxys calcitrans (stable fly)
Lineage: Eukaryota; Metazoa; Arthropoda; Insecta; Diptera; Muscidae
Gene: usp
Product: protein ultraspiracle
Exons: 1
Coding region: 270-1670 (466 amino acids)
Biological process (GO): anatomical structure development; positive regulation of transcription by RNA polymerase II; cellular response to ecdysone
Cellular component (GO): activator ecdysone receptor complex; nucleus
Molecular function (GO): nuclear receptor activity; RNA polymerase II cis-regulatory region sequence-specific DNA binding; nuclear steroid receptor activity
Source: RefSeq, a predicted model, not a curated record
AAUUUACCCGAGGUGAAUUAAAUACGUGAGAAAAUAAAAUGUCGACGCGAAAACUUUUCAUUCAUUAGUCAGGCGGAGUAGACAUUCUUUGUUUGUAAAGAAAAAUUUUUACGAUUUCACAAAGUUUUGAAGUUUGCACAAAAUUGCAAAAGCAUUUGAUGUAGAAUAUACCACGCAUAUCUUGUUAAAUUAACAAAUCCAAAGCUAAGACCAGUCACUUGGGUCGCAGUGCUGCAGCAACGAAAAACAAAAAAACACAAGAAAACAUAAUGGACAAUGACCAAGACCCUGGAUUUCGACUUAGGCCCAUGUCACCGCAGGAGAUAAAACCUGACAUCUCGCUGUUGAAUGAGAAUAAUGCAACAAACUUUUCACCUAAACCGGGAAGUCCUGGACCCUUUGGGGCCAUUGAUUUGCAGGCAAUGAAUGUGGCCAAUGCUGUUGCAGCAGCCGCUGCUGCCAACAACCAAAACCAAAUGUUGCAGACAACGCCGCCACAGCAACAAUUACAGCAACAGUAUCCUCCCAACCACCCUUUGAGUGGUUCGAAACACUUGUGCUCCAUAUGUGGUGAUCGGGCCAGUGGCAAACACUAUGGUGUCUACAGCUGCGAAGGCUGUAAAGGCUUUUUCAAGCGUACUGUGCGCAAGGAUUUGACGUAUGCCUGUCGUGAAGACCGAAAUUGUAUAAUUGAUAAACGCCAAAGGAAUCGCUGUCAGUAUUGUCGCUAUCAGAAAUGUUUGGUGUGCGGCAUGAAACGAGAAGCUGUCCAAGAGGAACGUCAAAGGGGCACAAGGGCUGCUAAUGCUAGGGCUAGCGGAGUUGGUGGCAUCACCGGCAGCGGAGUGGGAAAUGAAGAUUUUAAGCCAAGCAGCUCUUUGCGUGAUCUAACCAUAGAGCGCAUCAUGGAGGCUGAACAAAAAGCGGAAUCUCAGAGUGGUGAUAAUGUGCUACCCUUCCUGAGAGUCGGCAAUAAUUCCAUGGUACAAUCAGAUUACAAGGGUGCGGUGUCACAUCUUUGCCAAAUGGUAAACAAACAACUCUUCCAAAUGGUGGAGUAUGCUCGGCGUACGCCACACUUCACGCACUUGCAGCGAGAAGAUCAAAUCAUACUACUUAAGGCUGGUUGGAAUGAGCUGCUGAUAGCAAAUGUUGCCUGGUGCAGUAUUGAUUCACUGGAUGCAGAGUAUGCCACACCUGGAGGUGGUCAUGAUAGUUCAUUUGGUCGCCGUUCACCAGUUCGCCAGCCACAACAGCUCUUCCUCAAUCAAAACUUCUCAUAUCACCGCAAUAGUGCGAUUAAAGCCAAUGUGGUCUCAAUAUUCGAUCGCAUCUUGUCCGAGCUGAGCAUUAAAAUGAAACGUUUGAACAUUGACCGUUCGGAAUUGUCUUGCCUGAAAGCAAUCAUCCUCUUCAAUCCAGAUAUACGUGGACUAAAGUGUCGAAAAGACGUCGAGGGAUGUCGUGAGAAGAUAUAUGCCUGUCUGGAUGAACACUGCCGCACAGAGCAUCCUGGCGAUGAUGGUCGUUUUGCGCAGCUAUUACUUCGUUUGCCGGCACUGCGUUCCAUUAGUCUUAAGUGCUUAGAUCACUUAUUUUUCUUCCGUUUAAUUGGCGAAAGGCCUCUGGAGCAAUUGAUUGCCGAGCAAUUAGACGCCCAAGGAUGUUAGAAGAAGAAUAAUGCAAACGAGGUUCUAUCUUAGUGAAUAUGUUUAUUCGCAGAGGGCUGCCGCACGAAUGCUGGGUGGUGGGUUUAGUGUGUCAUGCAUAGCAAGAAGCUAAGCUCUUCAAUGUGAUCGAUCACAUCCUGCCCGCUCAAUGCUGCUCGCUGAGUUCGAAUAGUAGCAAUAGUUGUAUUUAGCUCUAAUAAAAUCUCCUGUUCUCCGUUCUUUUAGAUUGAGGAAGAAGAAGAAGAAGAAAAGAAGCAUAUAUAUGUAAAUAACACCCUGUGUCAGCACAUACUGUGGCCACUGACUUCCAAGUGUUUAUACCGUUGAGGAUUGAUUCUAAGACGACCUACAUUAAAAAUGGCUAACAUAGUAACACGGUUGGGCAAAGCUAGACCGCUACGCUUAAGACAACCCUCUCCAUUAGCAGAGUGAUUGAGUCUUUCUUAAGUUGCUGCACCAUUUCCUUAAACUACUCCUUAAAUUAAUCCACCGCCGAUAAUUGUCCGAAUUCUAGUAGCCCAGAGUUAAUGACUCUUGGAGCGAACUCUAGGAUUCACAUUCUCCGUUUCCUGGGGACAAGUCUUUUAUUUAAAUAUAUAUAUUUUUUUUGUAUUGUUAUGUUCGUUUUUUAGUUCACAAUUGCCUUAAUAUUAGUUGCAUUUGUUUAGAUGUAGACAUCCUUUUUUACGCCUUUUUCCAUUUUAUAUUGAUUCGAUUUAAAAUGUUUUUAUAAAGCUGUAGGUCUAUGUGUGGUGUGACUGUAAUUAAAUAAGAGUACGAAAAUAGUGUUCGAUUAUUAACUACCUAUUGUAUAUUAUUAUUACUAUUGACGGUUAUAAGCUAUAUAUACAUAUAUAAAAAAAAUAUAAAUAAUGAAAAAAAAAAAAAACACAUUACAUAGACACAAGCCAACAAACACACACACACACACACACAUAUAUAUAUAUAUAUAUAUAUAUGAACAACAACAAUGAUAUAUUAUGAAAUAUAGAUAUUUUAUUCUG